UUUUUCCAAAUGUUCUUGAUUUUUUUUUUCACCUCUUUGGAUUUCUGAGCGCCUUCAAAACACUGAGUUCAAACUUUAAACACUCAAGCCUCUGUCUCUCUUUGCUCCAUGAUAUUCAGAGGUGUUUGCACUUCAUUCCCAGUUAUAAAAUAAUAAUAAACAUGAUAAAAAUCCAAACUAACGAAUGACCCGCCUGGUGCGUAAUCUUCGUCUUUUUGGCCCAACAAAGAUGUCACCAUGUCACCUUUUUAAACAUCAUCUUCAGCAUGAGCUGAGUAAAAACAAUAAGAAACAUUUAAUAUUUUACAGUUUAAAUAUUUCCACAGAGUGAGACAUGAAGGGAGGGCUCUUACCGACACACUCGUUGGCCUCUCGUGCCGUGGCGCGCUGCCAGGGUCGGUCGUAGUGGAAAGGUUUGCACCUGUCGCACUCCGGCCCCGCCGUGUUGUGUUUGCACUCACACACCAGGUUCCCCUCCCGGUCCUUCACGCACUUUGACGCGUGCCCGUUGCACUUGCAGCGGCCGCCGACCUGCAGGUCCGACACGGCGUAAAAGUAGGAGUCUCGCGCCAGCUCCGAGUCGUCUUCGUUCUCGUCCCCGAAGGUGUGCAGCCGGCUGAAGAUCACCUUGAUGUCUGUGGCCGUGACCCAGUCCUGCAGCACCGGGGAGUUGUCGAAGUCGUGCGCGGAGGGUCUCCCGUCCAGGGUGCUGAAGGCGAUGAGUCCCCCGCUCAGAGGGUGCAUGUCGGUGUGGGAGUCCGUGCAGAUCGCCUCCUGCUCGUUCUGUUUGGUGAUCACAGCUUUGUUCUGCCGGUUGAACAUUUUCUUACACUGCGUGGAGUAAUACUGAAACGGCACCCACGACUUCCCGUAGUCCAUGGACUUGUAGAUCGCCAUGGACUCGGGUCUGGGUGAGCAGAACUGCAGGCUCACAUAGGUCACCUCAAACUUCUUCCCCAGCGACAAGGUGAGCGUGACGUUCUGUGGGUGCUGCAGGUAGUUCUCAGAGUGCCAGCACGUGAGGUUGUGCGGGUUGUUGAGGUCCGUUAAAUACGCAGGAGGAUGAGACUUCUUGGGGUCCCCGGCGUCGCACGUGUGACAGUCCCGGGUCCUCUCCUCUCCCUUCUCGGUCACCACGCAGUACCUGGCGGUGGGGGUCCCACAGGUGCUGGACACGCGCACGUCCUUCCCGAAAGCGGAGUUGACGAAGUCCGGGAUGCAUCUGCGCGGGUUUGCGUUCUCAUCAUAGCACGGAUCCGGAGGGGAGGACUGAGCCGCGAACAUGCUGAGCCCGUACCCCCCUAAGACCCCCUCCGCCAGGGCUGACACUGCCACCAAGGUGACCCACACCUCCAGGAUCCUUUGCAUUGUAAUCCGAGCUCCACGGGGACUGAGCCGCUGAAAUGUAAAGACACAAAAUUAAUCUGUGAAAACAAACAGAACCAACACAAGCUGGAGAAAUGAUGGAACAGACAAAAUGUGCAGAAAGAUCCUUACGAGGCAAAGAAAACUCCACCCAGGACACUACCUCCAAAUAAAGUGCUCAGAAUAAAAGAGACCUCCUGAGAAUCUCAAGCACAAACUCUCCUUUACGCACGAAAAACUCCUUCUACUCUACUCCAGCCUCGGGGUUUGAAAUCCCUGAAUCAAAAUAAGAAAUGGCAAAAGCCCAGCAGCCUGUGUGUGUCCACUCAGUCACACCUCUGCCCACCUCUAUCUCUGUCUGUCCCAUUCCUCUCUGUUAUAGUAGAAGAAAAGGGGGUCCACUCAAUCACAGGAGACGGAGCCUUUUCUAUCUGAGGAGGGAAACCUGGAGAGGGAGAGCAAGGGCGACAUCUGCUGGAGGAUCAUCUGAACUACAACAUCAAACAGUUGAGUUCCUAUAGCUCAUCACAGAGACUCCUUCAGUUCCUGUUUUUGCGGCGCAUGCUCUCCUGACUCUGAGUCUGUUGUUAAAGCAGCAGCACAGGAGGAUGUGGUCUCUGUAUUGUUUCCCUCUGCUGACAUGUCUCUGCUCGGACCUGGGAUGAUUUAGGACGCUCAUGAAGAAGAGGACGCAGGAGAUGGAGCAGAGCGUGUGCACGGAGGAUCGUAUCGAGCACAUCCUGGGGCGCUGCCUCUCUGACCUGGGCGUGAAGACUCCUGACAAACAGCUCUGGAACGCUGGGUUGUGUAUAAACAACUGGUGUUUGGAGGAACUCGUGAAGCGAGAUCCCCGCAACUUCCUCAUCCUUCUACAGAAAGUUCUGCAGAAAACAAAAGAGGUGCUGGAGCAGUGUCAGUAUGACCUGGUGGUGCCUCUCACUCUGCUGUUCUCCUCCAGCCUCCUGAAAGCUCCAUACGUGUCUCCAGACCGGGGGAUCCUGCAGGAGGCCUACCUGUUGUUCCACAGCUUCCUGGCGUGGCCUGAGCCCUGCUGCUCCGCCAGUAAACGCCUGCUGAUCAUCAUCCAGGAGGAGCUCAGAGCACCAGGUAUUUCAUUUCAGAGGCUGAUCAGAGCCGAGCAGGGGGUUUCUCCAGAGGUCCACUGCUCUAAGACCAUAACCCUCCUCUUGGUGAGCCCGGAUGAGGACGUCCCUCAGGAGGUCCAGUCCGUCUCGGAGCAGCUGAGCAGGACCCAAAACUCCAGCAGAGACGUUGCCAUCCUCCUCAUCCUGCAAGGCUUCCAGGCUGUUCUAGGCCCCCAAAAACUAGACCUGCCUGCUCUCCACGAUGCCUUGCAGACGAAGCAGCCGGAGGAGCUGCAGCGGCUCGUGGAGGCGGUGACCGACUGCAUGGAGAGAGCGGCGUCCACAGGAGACCUCGGCUCAGCGAGACAGGAUCUGCUGCACAGCAUGGAGAGGCUGAGAGAGAGUCUCUGUGGUCCUGCGAAGAACUGCAGAGGUACAGGGUCGGCUGAGACGUUCACGCUGCCCUUCCCAAAGUGUCACACCUGCAGCUGGGAGAACGACAACUUUGACAUCCUGAAUCAAGUCCUCUCCAUCGAGUCCGACCUGGAUUCACCUCCAGACUGCUUCCUGAAGACGGACGAGGAGGAGGAGGAUAUCGUCAGCAUCAGUGUGGACGAGGAAGACGACCUGGACGCGACCAGAAUCGAGCAGGAGUUUCUCAACAACCGCAUGUCCUCUGCGUCCUCUUCCUCCAGAGACUCGGGUAACUUCCUGUCCUCCAGCUGGUCCGUGGCCACGCUGUCCUCGUCAGGCGUGGAGAGCGACUUCAGCGAGGACACGACGCACGAGGACACCGAGGAGGGACGGGACAGCCAGCCGAGGCUGAGGAAGAAACCGAAGAAGAAGUCCAGGUCUCUGCUGGGGGUCGAGCGCUUCUCCUCGCUCUUCAGGACUCCCCGCAGCCCGAGCGUGUGCCGCCGCGCUCAGAGUAUGGGUUACCGUGACGAUUUCACCAAAGACGUUCAAAGAAACGGGUCGCACCUCAAACACUCCAGGUCCCUGUCUAGAAAAGUCCAUCCUCUGCAGACGCCGCCCGCUCCCUCCGCCGACCUCUCCCCUCAGAAGCACGUGUGCGUGCGCAGGAGGCCGAUCCUGAGCUGCGACUCGGGCGACGUGGCCGCGGCGCCCACGCUGGUCAAAGUGGUCGUGUUCGGAGGAGACAGAGAGGCGGGGAGGCUGGCGAGGGCGUACAGCGACCUGCAGCAGAGAGAGAGCAAAUGUCCCAGACUCACCAAGACCUGCAAACUGCAGUUCUACUUUGUUCCCACCAGGAGGAGGACGGCCGGGCGAGCAGGAGGACACACGGCGAGUGAGGGAGGGACGGAGUGUAACGGCAGAGUCUCUGAGGACAGUACGACCGACAUCGCUCAGCUGCUGGGACGGAUCGACCCCUGGUACGAGAGGAACGUCCUCAACCUGCUCAGUCUGUCCUCUGACGUCCUCUGUCAGACAGCCUGUAAGGAAGCCGAUGAGUCAGUGAAUGGCGGCCCCACAGAGCGGCUCCCCCUGCUGGCCGACCUGGUACUUUAUUACUGCAGACAUGCAGAGCAGUCUGUUCUGGUGCAGCUCUACCAGGCUGAGCUGACUCUGGUGGGAGGAGAGAAGAGGAGGGAGGUGUUCAUUCACUCUCUGGAGCUCGGACACACCGCAGGGACCCGAGCUGUGAAGGCCAUGGGCGCUGCCAGUAAGAGGUUUGGGAUUGAUGAAGAGCGGGAGGCCGUGCCUUUAACGCUGAAGGUUUCCUACAACAAGGUGGCGGUCAGUGGGCGGAGUCAGUGGACUCACACAGAGAUGGUCUGCACGUCGAUAAACCUUCACAAAGCCUGCAGGAGACCGGAGCAGCUGGAUUCAAGAUCAGAGAGUCUGCAGCUGACGAUGACAGAGGUCCUGAAGAGGCAGUGCUCCAAGUCUAAGAAGGGCUUCAACCAGCACAUCUCCGUCUGUGAGGUGAAGGUGGACAAGGCGCAGGUGAGCUGUGUCGAAGACGGGAUGACCUUCUCCGUGUGUCUGGACCAGGACCAGAAGAAGUUCCUCCAGAGUGUCACCAGGUGUGACGUCUCUCUGUGCUGCAAACCAGGAAGAAGUUCAGACUGGAGGUCCUACAAACCCUCACCGGGGCAAGUCCAGCCUCUGCACCCGUCCUACUGCUCCCUGCUCUGCCUCCCCAUCACCUCCUUCUCCUCCUCAAACUCUGACACACUUUAAAAACAUGCAGGUGGAAGUUCACCUGCUGAAACACAAGAGGGCGCUGAGGGGAGGUGUCCACUCUCUGCUGACUGAUGACUUGAUUACUCCUGUGUACGACCGGCUCAGUUUACAGGAGAGGAUUAGGGGGAAAAAAUUAAGGUCAAUUUUUUAUUAUCUCUGAAUAAUAAUAAUAAAAAACAAAUUUGA
Messenger RNA from Notolabrus celidotus (New Zealand spotty), 4844 nucleotides. Its product is annotated as phosphoinositide 3-kinase regulatory subunit 5-like. Gene Ontology annotation, biological process: positive regulation of MAP kinase activity; G protein-coupled receptor signaling pathway. The record is from RefSeq and is a predicted model, not a curated record. Gene Ontology annotation, molecular function: 1-phosphatidylinositol-3-kinase regulator activity. Gene Ontology annotation, cellular component: phosphatidylinositol 3-kinase complex, class IB. The transcript has 19 exons. The coding region runs from base 2043 to 4655 and encodes 870 amino acids. Lineage: Eukaryota; Metazoa; Chordata; Actinopteri; Labriformes; Labridae.